AUGAAAAGGAAGUUCAUGAUGCUGACUUUAUUGAUUUCUGGACCUAAGCAACCCGGAAAUGACAUUGAUGUAUACAUGCAGCCCUUGAUUGACGAUUUAAAAGCUUUGUGGGAUGGGAUAGAUGGAGUGUAUGAUGCAUUUAGAGGAGAAUACUUUAAACUGAGAGCUGUUUUGUUUUGGACGAUUAACGACUUUCCCGCUUAUGGGAACUUAUCGGGUAGUGUUACUAAGGGGUACAAUGGAUGUCCUAUAUGUUGUGAGAACACAAAACCACAUCGGCUAUCUCAUGGACAGAAAAUGAGCCAUAUUGGUCACCGGAGAUGGUUACCGCGCCAUCAUCCUUACCGAAGGCUGACCAAAGAGUUCAAUAACUUACCGGAGUUUGAAACUGCCCCUGAACCCUUAAGUGGAGAAGAGGUAUUAAAAAGGGUUGAGGGCAUGACCUGGUCAUUCGGUAAAAAGAAUCCUCUUCCAAUAUAUAAGGGUUUGGAAGACCAAACCAGACCUUGUUGGAAGAAGAAGUCCAUAUUCUUCGAACUUGAGUAUUGGAAAUUUCUUCCGGUUCGACAUAAUCUCGAUGUCAUGCACAUUGAGAAGAAUGUAUGCGAUAGUAUUAUUGGUACAUUAUUCAAUAUUCCUGGAAAAACGAAAGAUGGAGUCGCUGCUAGGUUGGAUCUGGUGGAAAUGGGCAUAAGGACUGGUUUGGGACCAACACCAGGGCAAAAGAAAGACAAGUUGCCUUUGGCAAGUUGGAAUCUACUGCUAGAAGAGAAGAGAGCAAUGUGCAUGUCUUUUUUCAACAUGAAGGGUCCUUACGGCAUUUCCUCAAAUAUAAGGAACCUUGUUUCCUUAGAUGACUUAAGGCUGGUUGGUCUCAAAUCACAUGAUUGUCAUAUGGUGAUGCAACAGCUACUACCGAUUGCUAUACGUUCAAGUUUGGAGAAACCAGUCCGGUUUGCAAUCAUUCGGUUUUGUCUCUUUUUUAAGGCAAUAUGCAGCAAAGUGAUAGAUGUUAGGAAGCUGAAAAAAAUGCAAGAAGAUCUAGUUUUGACAGUUUGUGAGCUUGAGAAGUAUUUUCCACCAUCCUUCUUUGAUAUCAUGAUUCAUCUCACAGUCCAUCUUGUUAGAGAAGUUGAGCUUUGUGGACCAGUUUUCUUUAGGUGGAUGUACCCUUUUGAAAGGUACAUGAAAACCCUCAAAGGGUAUGUUAGAAAUCGAAACCAUCCAGAGGGUUGCAUUGCUGAGUCAUAUGUUGUUGAAGAAGCAGUGGAAUUUUGCUCAGAUCGUAUACUUUCUGGUGAAAAUACAGUUGGCAUCCCAUCAAUAGGCAUUUUUGAUGAAAGCUGCACCAAACCGUUAUCUGGUGCUACUGUUGUGUCCAUUUAUGGAAGGGAGUUGGAACUAGCACAUCUUUGUGUAUUACAGAAUACAGAGGAGGCAAGACCAUACUUCAUUAAGCAUAUGGAGAUUUUGGAGCUUACCUAUCCUAAAUUCAAAGAUAAUCAGAACUGGUUGACUAAUAAGCAAAAUAAAACUUUUGCUAAGUGGAUUAAGGAGAAGGUUCUUGAAGAAUUCAGCAAUCCUAAUAAUGAUAUCUCUGAAACUUUAAGUUACAUGGUUAACGGGGUUCAUUUCAAUACCAAAGAACGCGACGAUGUAAGAAAAGUGCAAAACAGCGGUGUUAGCCUACAUGCCCGUGCUUUACAAGUAGCUAGUGCAAAGGACAAAAACCCAAAAUUGGAUGAUAUGCAAUUUUAUGGAGUGAUUACAACAAUUUGGGAGAUGGACUAUCAAAGGUUUAGAAUUCCUGUGUUCAAGUGCGAUUGGGUUGAAAACGCCAAAGGCAUUAAAGUAGAUGAGUUUGGGUUUACGUUGGUAAACUUGAAUAGGAUAGGUCAUGUGAGUGAUCCUUUUGUUUUAGGUAAGGAUGUGAAACAAGUAUGGUAUGUAGCUGAUCCUCUUGAUGAUGAUUGGUCAGUAGUUAUAACAUGUCCUGAUAGAGAUUAUGCAAAUGAUAGUGAUAAAGCAGAAGAGCUUGAAAAUUUGGAAGUUGAGCAGCAGCCCUUUAUAGCAACAAUGCCAGCAAUUGAGUCAUAUGACAAUAUAGUUGAUGAUGAUGAGAACCACUACAUGCGAGAAGGGAACGAAGGGAUAUGGGUUGAUAAAUGA
This is a messenger RNA of Rosa chinensis, 2169 nucleotides long. RefSeq lists its product as uncharacterized. The record is from RefSeq and is a predicted model, not a curated record. The transcript has 4 exons. Lineage: Eukaryota; Viridiplantae; Streptophyta; Magnoliopsida; Rosales; Rosaceae. Bases 1 to 2169 code for a protein of 722 amino acids.